GUCCAUUUUUGAACACUUGCCCCUUGCGUCCACUUCGCUCCUCCCCUUCCACAGUUGGAGGCGUUGCCAUUGGAGGGCGGCGACCAGUGUUGGCGGACCGAUCCCUUCGCUACUAUGCACCUCCACGCCACCGCCUGGUAGCCUCCUCCGGCCCUCGGCGAGAUGCCGUUGGGAUCCGCCGCCCAUGGACCGGAAGGCUAACCUUCCGCCGCCUCCGGCUUCGAUCUACCCGACCCGGCCCAUUGCUGGCGACGCUAACCUCACCUCCUCUUCUUCUUCUUCUUCCUCCUCCUCUUUCUCUCCCCCCGACUUCCUUCGCCAAGCCCAUGCUGUGUUCAAGCGCCACAGACCUCUCGGUGGUAUGCAGUCUAACAUGCGUCGGGCGACUCGUGUCUUGGUUCCUCAAACUGAGUCAUCGAAGAACGUUACUUCAAUGUCUUCUGUAACUGCGACUGUGGCUGGAAAGGUUGUGCCGCUAUCUGGAGCGGUUGUUGGAGCCAGGAGAGUGGCAAGAGAUCAGGGAGAAAAAGAUGCAGGUGUAAUGGCUGGUCCGGCUGAUGAUGCCUCGCUCACGCCUCCUUCUGUUACUGGGACUUCAACUAAUGCUGGGAAUGAUAAAGCGAGCCCUUUUGGCUUGCAGAAUGGUGAUUCUGACUUGCUGUCUGAUGGAGAAAAGUCAUCUUUGGCAGCAGUUUCGUCAUCUCAAGUGGCAUCUUCACAUGCAUUAACAAACAAUGAUACGAAGAAGGAAAAUUUAGCUUUUCAGAAGAUGGAGUACUUGGGAACUCAGGUGGGCACAAAUGAUCAGGAUUUAAAGGUGCAGGAUCAUGGGAACAUGGAAGUGUUUGGGACUGACAUGAAGUUUGGAGGCUCCAGCUUGUUAGAGAAUACUAAAGAUCCAAAGCAUAAUCAGUGUUAUGUGGAACCAAUGACCCGAUGUUCAGCUGUGGGCUCUUCAUGUGUCACCACAUUGUCGGUUCACACAGGUCCAACGAUUCAGUCCAUGCACGCUCAGCCUGCUGGGCAAACUGCCUUUCCAACUCAAGUGUCUUCAUCUGCAGGAGAGUUGCCAUCAGUUGCCAAGGAUCAUACUCCUCCAGAAGAACAAGGGGUUGUCAAGAAUGGCUGUGAUUGGCAUCUUGAUCAUCAACAGAAUCUUCAUUUGGCUGAAAAUGUCAAGGAUAAGGGGGCUUGUGGUGAUGCCAUUUGUUUGCCAUCUCAAGUUCUGCCAACAAGUAACCCCCCAUCUUCAAAUAUCGAUGUUGGGCCUUCUCAGUCGAACAAAGUUGAGAAGUCUCUUCGUAAAAAGAAGUAUGAUCCAAAUGUUUUCUUCAAGGUUAAUGGGAAGCUUUAUCAAAAGCUUGGUAAGAUAGGAAGUGGAGGAAGUAGUGAAGUUCACAAAGUGAUAUCAUCAGAUUGUACUAUACAUGCCCUGAAGAAGAUAAAGCUUAAAGGACGUGACUAUCCCACUGCCUAUGGAUUUUGUCAAGAAAUCGAAUAUUUGAAGAAGUUAAAGGGAAAGAGCAACAUCAUUCAACUUAUUGAUUAUGAGGUAACAGAUAAAACUUUGUUUCAAGAAGUUGUGAAUGGUUCUAUGAAUAUAAAGGAGAAAAGGAUCAAGGAUGAUGAGUGCAUCUACAUGGUGCUCGAGUAUGGAGAAAUAGAUCUAGCUCACAUGCUUGCACAGAAGUGGAAGGAGAUGAGUGCUUCAGGUUGGAAAAUAGAUGAGAAUUGGCUACGAUUUUACUGGCAGCAAAUGCUUGAAGCUGUUAGUACCAUACAUGAGGAGCGUAUCGUGCACUCUGACCUGAAGCCUGCCAACUUUCUACUGGUCAGGGGAUCACUUAAACUUAUUGACUUUGGCAUUGCCAAAGCUAUAAUGAGCGAUACAACAAACAUACAGCGAGAUGCACAGGUUGGAACACUGAACUACAUGUCCCCAGAAGCUUUCAUGUGCAAUGAGCCUGAUGAAAAUGGAAACAUCAUAAAAUGUGGUCGCCCAUCUGACAUCUGGUCUCUUGGCUGCAUUCUCUACCAGAUGGUCUAUGGCAAGACACCGUUUGCAGAAUACAAGACAUUCUGGGCCAAGUUCAAGGUUGUUACAGACAGGAACCACGAGAUCACGUAUGAGCCGGUCUCCAAUCCUUGGCUUGUUGAUAUCAUGCGGAGAUGUCUAGCAUGGGACCGCAAUGAAAGAUGGCGGAUACCUCAGCUGCUUCAGCACCCAUUUCUUGUUCCUAGACUGCCCCGAGAGCUGCCGCCUUGUGAUGAUCGUCACCCUUGUAAGUUACUUAUGGAGAGGGUCGGUGCCUACUGGAGUGAUCCUCAAGUGUCAAGGCUAUGUUCUGAGCUGCACGAGGUUAUCGCCAAGCUCGAGAAAGUACAAAAGAGUCCAACUGUAUCUAUGGAACCAAAUGUUUUUUGAUGUGUAUAUUGAUUGUAUGCUAGUGAAGUCAUGUUCAGGCAUUGCAUUUUGCUUUUCUUUU
This is a messenger RNA of Musa acuminata subsp. malaccensis (wild Malaysian banana), 2486 nucleotides long. RefSeq names its product serine/threonine-protein kinase MPS1. Gene Ontology annotation, biological process: chromosome segregation; meiotic spindle assembly checkpoint signaling; protein localization to kinetochore. Lineage: Eukaryota; Viridiplantae; Streptophyta; Magnoliopsida; Zingiberales; Musaceae. The record is from RefSeq and is a predicted model, not a curated record. Gene Ontology annotation, cellular component: kinetochore; nucleus. Gene Ontology annotation, molecular function: protein serine/threonine kinase activity; ATP binding; protein serine/threonine/tyrosine kinase activity.